AUUUUUCUAAGUGUUUAUAUCAUAAUUUGUUUAAAAACCUAAUUUCUCAAAUUUUGGUUUUGAGUGUUUUCUUUAAAUGGAUUAUUUUUCAAUCUGAUUUAUGAAAAGUACAUUUUUAACACCUCAAACUUUUCGAAAAUUAUUGUUUUUCAAAUUAAAGGUAAUCUGAACACACCCUAAGUUGACGGGUUUUUUGGAAAUUGUUGUAAAAGAGUGAUCUUUUCUUUGGAAUGAAAGGAAUGGUUGGAUAAUUUGAGUGUCAACAAGAACAUUAAUGACUUUUACAAGUCAUCUAAUUACUAUUUUCAGGAAUAAGACAACCUAUGCUCUUUUAUGUGUUGACAUUUCACAUUUGCAUUAAUAUUUGUUUCUACAUGUAAAGAGUUUACUUUAACCUGGGUCGGCCUAAUGGUCAAAAAAGGUCAUGGGUUUCAUAAUGGACUUAGAGGAAAUAGGUUUGUUCGAUCAAUGAUGGUGAUUUAGUGUCCUGCCAUUGAACUGAAUUGGUUUAUUGGCUACAACCCAUAAGAUUCAGAUAUUGCAAGUUUGGACUCUUUUGAGUUUUGAACACUAACCAGCAAGGUGCAGAUCCCUUUUUGGUAAAAUGCAAGCUCUGAUUUGUAAUGAAGAAGCUCCCACCUAUCCUGAGAAAGCUUCAAACCCCUCAACCAACAUCCCCUUCUCCAUUGCCCAAUGCAAUUUUGCCCCUUUCUCCUCAAACCCCUCCGGCCCCUCUUCUCAAUUUAUCCCUCUCUUCUCCGCACCAUUACAAUCAACUCCUCCAUUUCCUCAAAUCCCACCUCACAUUUCCCUUCACACCUAAUAGUCUCCUGCAUUUUCUCAAAUCCAAGCUUCAUUUUCACCCCAAAUUCACCCACUACGAUUUCCAUGUCUUCAAUUGGGCUUCCACUAUCGAUUCCUUCCGCCAUGAUCACUCUACCUUUGCGUGGAUGGCCAGGACCCUUGCGACCACAGAUCGUUUCACUGAGCUCACGUCCCUUCUUAGGUUCUUGGCCUCCUCUCCUUGCCCUUGCUCUGAUGGUAUUUUCUCUUGCCCUCAAACAGAAUCCGUUUUUCAACUUUCCAUUAGUGCCUAUUGUAGAGCUAGGAAAUUUGAUGAGGCUGUUUUUGCUUUCGACUCAAUGAGAAAAUUGAUUGAUGGGAGGCCUAGUGUCGUGGUCUAUAAUAUUUUGAUUAAUGGGUUUGUGAAGUCUGGUAGAUUUGACAAGGCCUUGGGGUUUUACGGUAGGAUGAUUAGUGACCGGGUUAAGCCUGAUGUGUACACUUUUAACAUUUUGAUUAGCGGGUAUUGUCGUAAUUCACAGUUUGUACAGGCUUUAGAGUUGUUUAAGGAGAUGAGGGAAAAGGGUUGUAGCCCAAAUGUAAUAAGUUUCAAUACACUAAUUAAAGGGUUCUUCAGGGAGAGGAAGUUUGAGGACGGGAUUGCCCUGGCUUACGAGAUGAUUGAACUGGGAUGCAAAUUCUCUAGUGUCACCUGUGAAAUUUUAAUGGAUGGGCUCUGUAGGGAAGGCAAGAUUUUUGAGGCAUGUGAAAUUUUGAUUGAUUUUUCGAGGAAGCAAGUAUUGCCCAAGGAUUAUGAUUACUAUGGCGUUGUUGAAAUGCUUUGUGGGAAAGGGAAUACAGGCAAAGCCGUAGAAGUUGUUAACGAGCUGUGGAUGGAAGGAAAUGUUCCCAGCUUCAUUACUUCCACCACUUUGAUAGAUGGACUGAGGAAAGAGGGGAGAGUGCAUGAUGCAAUGAAUAUAACAGAGAGAAUGCUUAAAGUAGGUAUGGUUCCCGACAGCGUGACUUUUAACUCCCUUCUCCAAGAUCUAUGCAAUGUGGGAAAAACUGUGGAAGCUAAUAAGUUGAGAUUGUUGGCUUCAAGCAAGGGGUUCGAACCAGACAACAAAACAUACUAUACUUUAGUUUCUGGUUACACAAUGGAAGGCAACAAGGUGGAAGGGCAAAGGCUUGUGGAGGAGAUGUUGGAUAAGGAGUUUAUACCCGAUAUUGCAACAUACAAUAGAUUAAUGGAUCGGUUGUUGAAUACGUAUAAGAAAAAAUCAAAGUUGGUAACGUAAUGGUGAAACAAGCGUGAAGUUGAGACGAUUGCUUCUCUUGUGCUAUAUAUGAUUGCAGAUUCCAUGAGUCAUUUGUCUAGCAUGGAUCAUCUUAAGGGGCUUUUUGGCAGCAUAAUGAAAUGUAAUCUAAAUCCCAUGGAUGAAUGGUUUGGGCUCGGUUUAUAAUUCCAAAAUUUCUCAAGUUUCUAGAAAUCUUGAUUACCUUCUGGCCUCGGAAGUAGGUGGCGGUAAUAUCGAAGCAUCCAAGUUUAUACAAUUUAUAUGGAUAUCUGCUCGACUCUAGCUUGACAUCUGCAAAACUUGGAUAGAAUGUUCCAGUGGAUGGUUUAGGGCAGAAAUUAAAAACACGAGCAUUGCAUAACUACCUGAUGAUUCAAGAAAGCAGAGUUCUGAUUUUCGUGUAUGGAUAUUCUCACACUGAUCAUCGACACUGUUUGGGCGGAGUGAAUAUAUCAGUUGAAGCGAUUUAUUUGUAUUAUGUUAUAAUUGUACUUUAUUUAUCUCAUUUAAGAAUCAAAUCAAUAAUUGUAUAAUUCGUACAUAAGGCUUAUGAGAACAUUAUUGAAGAGAAGACUACUCUUCAUUUUAUAUUCAGAGAAGAUUCAAUAUUCUUUCUUGAUCCAA
Cucumis melo (muskmelon) is the source of this 2708-nucleotide messenger RNA. RefSeq names its product pentatricopeptide repeat-containing protein At2g36240. Gene Ontology annotation, molecular function: protein binding. Lineage: Eukaryota; Viridiplantae; Streptophyta; Magnoliopsida; Cucurbitales; Cucurbitaceae. The coding region runs from base 624 to 2084 and encodes 486 amino acids. The transcript is spliced from 2 exons. The record is from RefSeq and is a predicted model, not a curated record.